AUGGAUAUCGACGACAUUCUCGCCUCUGUCGACCGCGGCGCUGGCGCCAGUGCGGAGUCAGCGGCCAUAGACCACCAACUCCUCACCCGACUCUGGGUUGCCGAGCGCGCCGUCUCGGAGGUCCUGCCAUGGCCCGCACCGCUAAUGGAGCGGAUAAUGGAUAGAGUGCGAAUGCAGAUCGAAACAAUCGAAGACCUCGCCGCCUCAGCCGCAGACACAGACACCCUCGCUUCAAAACAUACAGCCUACAACCCAAACCUCAACCUCCGCCUCUCAAUCCUCCAAACAGACCUCGCCCGCACCCAAUACAUCCUCCGCAGCCUCCUCCGCCAACGUCUAGCAAAACUCACAAAAUACAGCAUGCAUUACCUAGUCCAACUAGCCAGCCGGAACAAAAACCCCCUCGCCCAAUCCCAAACGCCCUCGCAAUCGCAGUCCCAAACCCAGUCCUCGCAAGUCACACCAGAAGACUCGGUCCCAGACAUCUCGGCCGUAACAAAUUACUCGCCGCUCUCGGCGCAGGAAUGCAGUUUCAUGCAUGCGCACCAGACGCUGCUGGCGGGGCAUUUUGGCGGCUCGUUUAUGGGCGCGUUUCCGCCGCAAUUGAGGCGGUUGGAUGAUAAUGCUGGGGGUACUAGUAUGGUGCAGGGGCCUGAUAUGAAGGAAGUCGUCUUUGUGCGGUGUUUGGCGGUUGAGGUUCCUGUUGUUGUGGAGGGGGUGGAGGGGGGUGAGGAUCUGGGCGUUGUGAUGCGGAUGGGAGAUGUGUGGGUUGUACUUUGGGAGGGUGUUAGAGAAGCUUGGAUGAAAGGGCAGGUUGAGCUGCUCUGA
This is a messenger RNA of Penicillium verhagenii, 828 nucleotides long. RefSeq names its product putative GINS DNA replication complex subunit Sld5 (gene sld5). The record is from RefSeq and is a predicted model, not a curated record. Bases 1 to 828 code for a protein of 275 amino acids. NCBI's taxonomy places the organism in Eukaryota, Fungi, Ascomycota, Eurotiomycetes, Eurotiales, Aspergillaceae. Gene Ontology annotation, biological process: double-strand break repair via break-induced replication; DNA-templated DNA replication. Gene Ontology annotation, cellular component: GINS complex. The transcript is spliced from 2 exons.